UUUACUGGACUAUUGGGAUUAAGAAAAAAACAUAAAACUCAAUCCAUUGAUGCAAUAGAUAGUGGUUUUGCUGAUGCAGAGGACUUUGAUAGCAUAUAUAGUUUUUGUCAAUAUGAUGAUUCUAUUAAUGAUGGUUCAUUUAUUAGUAGCAUUGAUAGUAGUAUUGGUAGUAAUAGUACCAAUAAUAUGAGUAAUAGUAUACCGCUUACAAAUA
Molecule: messenger RNA, 214 nt
Organism: Racocetra persica
Lineage: Eukaryota; Fungi; Glomeromycota; Glomeromycetes; Diversisporales; Gigasporaceae
Source: the annotation of a GenBank genome assembly